This is a messenger RNA of Aspergillus puulaauensis, 1605 nucleotides long. Its product is annotated as putative F-box protein (Pof7). Gene Ontology annotation, molecular function: protein binding. Gene Ontology annotation, biological process: SCF-dependent proteasomal ubiquitin-dependent protein catabolic process. The transcript has 2 exons. The record is from RefSeq and is a predicted model, not a curated record. Gene Ontology annotation, cellular component: SCF ubiquitin ligase complex. Lineage: Eukaryota; Fungi; Ascomycota; Eurotiomycetes; Eurotiales; Aspergillaceae. Bases 1 to 1605 code for a protein of 534 amino acids.
AUGGAAGACAACGCGGAGCUUGAGUCUUUCCGACGCCAGUGGCGAGAGGAAGUUUUGCGGCGAGGAAACCUCAAUGCAGCCGAACCAUCGCAGCCGACACCUACAAGACCUGUCAUUCCUCAACACCGACAAUUUCCCCCCACCCGGCAUGAAGCGUCUGCGCGCAAAGAAGAUGAAGAGGAAGGGCCGGUGCCAUACGAUCGGAACGAGAUAGUACAAGGGGUUGACCGUCUGUCUUUAAAUAAACAUAGCGACGAAGAUGCCUUUCAUUCACGAGAGUCCCGAGCCGAACCUACAUCGGCUCUGGAACAUUUUGAAAGAGCGGUCGAGAGGGAAGCGGAAGGAAAUCUAGGAGAUAGUCUCCAGCUCUACCGCAAAGCAUACCGAUUGGAUGCCGCUGUCGACAAGGAGUACAGGAAUAAGCAUUUUGCUGGCGCGUGGAAGAAAGCGCCACAACCAAGUACACACAGCGAGCCUACCAAAGCGGCGCCAGUUGAACAGCCGACAAUCGUCCCAACACCGGAACUUAUCAGCUUAUUUGCGAGUGCGCCGAUUCCCCCGGCGGACCCCAUAUUCGAAGGCGAUCCCCGUCCCCCAUGCCCCAUUGCGCAUGUUCCAUCUGAGGUCAUAGUCGAGAUUCUGAGUCAUGUCGCUCUGGCCGACCCAGCAGCGUUCUGCCGAAUGGCACUGGUGUGCAAAAGGUUUGCGUAUCAUUUCGCACGUGAACAACAUAUCUGGAAACGACUGUGUCAAGGUGCUGGAUUCGGUUUCAAGUCAAUGCAUUACUCGUUUGCGUGCGAUAUCCACGGCAACCCUGAACAUACUUUGAUGCCUCAAGCUCGGUAUACACCGUUCCCCAGCGAUAUUCCAGUUCAACUCCCGAGCCCACUGUCUUCGUGGAGUGAGGUUUUCCAUUCUUUCCCCCGCAUCCGCUUCACUGGAGUAUACAUCAGCACGGUAAACUACACUCGCGCCGGUGCAGCGUCCGCAUAUUCGAAUAUCUCAUGGAACAGUCCGAUUCAUAUUGUGACGUAUUACCGUUAUCUCCGCUUCUACUCUGACGGGACCGUCAUCUAUAUCCUUUCAACAGUGGAACCGGUCGACGUCGUUCCGCAUAUCAACAAAGUAAACGUGACGGCAGCACGGGCAACAUCCCGUAAGCAGAAUCCACGGACUGCCCCUGACGUGGCAGCCUCAGCCCAUGAACCGGUACCUGCUGUUGCUAUGGAUGCGUUGAAGCGCGCUCAAUGGGGCCGAUGGCGUCUUUCGAAACCAACGUCACCAACGGAUCCGCCUGAAGAAGCCGAAUAUUCUUUCCCGAAUAAGGACAAAUCAGCCACUACCCCUGACCCCAGGGACUUGGUGAUCGAAACUGAAGGAGUGGGGGCGUCCAAGUAUGUUUAUGUUCUUCAUCUAGCCCUUCGCUCGUCGACCGCUCGCCCCGUCAACAACAAUCCGGCGCUCCCCAACCCGUCGAAAAAUACCAAGUUAGUCUGGAAGGGGUACUGGAGCUACGACAAACUCACGGAUGACUGGGCGGAGUUCGGGCUGAAGAACGACCGCGCGUUCGUCUUCCGACGCGUUAGAGGUUGGGGUAUGGAUUAA